UUGCUCUCAGCAGACGGCACUCGGAGGCGCAGCGAUCUUGUCCCGUUGGCCGGCUGGGCUGAGGAGGAUGGCGGACGCUUCCAGCAACGCAGGGAUGUUGCUCGUCCUCCCCCUGAUAUUCCUGGGUAUUCCAGGCGGAUAUGCUGCGGACAGCACACAGGUGCAAGUGGAGUGCAUCGUCUACAACAUGGACUACUUGAUCUGCGACUGGGGCAGCAAGCAAAGGCCAGCCGCCAACCACUCGCUGUACUACUGGUACACAAACAGCAACGAGCCCAUGAAGGAGUGCAAGAAUUACCUGCAGAAAGACGGAGUCAACGUGGGAUGCCGGAUAAGUGACAUUAACAUUUACCUGGACUUCAACAUUCGUGUCAAUGCCAGCCAGGACGACGUCAUUCCCACCGAACCCAUACAACUGCUGAACCACGUGAAGCCAAACCCACCCGUCAACCUCACCCUGCGAGAGCUGGACAACCACCAGCUGCUGCUGGAGUGGAACUCCACAUACCGGUAUCCACGCUGCCUGGAGCACAGGGUCAAGUUCAAGAGCAACAAAGACCCGGCCUGGAUGGUGCAGGGAACCACCACGACCACCUUCAGCAUGCCCAGCGUGGACCCCAACAAAACGUACACCUUCUUCGUCAGCAGCAAGGUCAGCACACAGUGCGGGAUGACGGACCUUUGGAGCGACCUGGCUGGCCCCCUUGUCUGGGGGAAAGAAGGGGAAACCCCAAGGUCAUUCUGGAUGGAGAGCAUCCUGGCCCCCGUGGUCUCCAUCCUGGUGCUGCUUGUGCUCCUCGUGGCCCUGAUCCACACGGAGAGGGUGCGGCUGGUGCUGAUGCCCAAGAUCCCCAACCCCAGCAAGAAAUUCGAAGAGCUCUUCACGGCAUACCAGGGCAAUUUCUCCGAGUGGGCCGGAUUUUCCAAGGACACCAUGGAAAGUUUCAAGCCCAUCUACUGCGAAAGCAUUUGCCAUGUCAAUGAACUGGUCCCGGGUGGCAAUGAUGCUCUGGGCAAAUUUGGAGGGACCUCUGUGGAAGCCCUGCCCAAGGCCAGCACCGAGUAGGGCCUGUGCAGCAGCGAUCUGUGCCGACGGAAUAUUUCCUGACGUCCCCUGCCAACCUCUAUUGAGCUUUCUUCCCUGGCAGCGGAGCAGUGUCCUCGGGCCUCUUUGGGCCUCCCCGAUCUUCCCCGGAGCCUGCAGUCAAAGGCCCUGCUGCCUCCAGUACCAGCUUUUCUCCAGUCCUCACUCCGCCGAGCUGGUCGCGUGGCCGCCCUUGCUUGCUUUACUUGCGUGCGGGAGCCCUCGACCGCCGAGGCGCUGCCGCUGCCCCCAGUCCCACCCAAAGGGCUGUGGGCUCAUGCAAAAGAGCUUCAGCACCGCGAGGCGUGUGUGGUUUUCUCACAACAUGUUCAUACUUGUGGGCCCACAGAUCUUACAGGCCAGAGCAUCCCUUUUAACAGCUGCCCCCAGCCUGGAGCUUUCCCCAGAUGUCCGAACUGCCAUGUCCAGCAUCCCUGAUCACUGACCUAGUCUGCCUAGGGGUGAUGUCAGUUGCAGGCCAGAAUGUCUGGAGGUCUGUGAAUGGCCUGGUUCUUGACUUCAGACUGGAAACUGAGAAAAAGGACACACCACAAGGCGAGGGCAGAACUUCCGAAGCAACCGCAGGACUGCUGAGCGUGAGGGAGAGCGUCUGUGGCGCGUGUGUGGUCCAGGCAGAAGGCAGUCCCGGGGCUCCCGGGGUGCACAGAGGGCUUUCUCUGUCGGACAGGCACUGGAACAUGCCUCAGGUUACCGCCAACGUGACACCUGCUCGAGCAGACCCACUGGAAUAAAUGGAACCCAAGCAAUCACGA
Molecule: messenger RNA, 1857 nt
Organism: Varanus komodoensis (Komodo dragon)
Lineage: Eukaryota; Metazoa; Chordata; Lepidosauria; Squamata; Varanidae
Gene: IL2RG
Product: interleukin 2 receptor subunit gamma
Exons: 8
Coding region: 68-1066 (332 amino acids)
Biological process (GO): cytokine-mediated signaling pathway
Cellular component (GO): external side of plasma membrane
Molecular function (GO): cytokine receptor activity; protein binding
Source: RefSeq, a predicted model, not a curated record